AUGUCUGGUCAACUCCUAUUUCUAAAAGAACCAACCUUCAAUAUGUUUACUACCGCUAUCCGAAGUUUUCACACCAGCAAUGCAUUGAAUCACAUAAUGAAGCUUACACGACUUCGAGUAGUAGAUAAUAGUACCAUUGGAAAACAAGCCAUGGCCGAGGGAAAACCACCUUACUGCAUUCACGUUUACAAUAAGACUGGUAUUGGUACUAUAGGUGAUGUAGUUUUAGUGGCGAUCAAAGGAGAGAAGAAGAAAGGAAUUAUUGUCGGCGUCGUGAAAACUCAAAAAUCUAAUAUUCCUAGAUUUGACACGAAUAAUUUAGUUUUGAUAGAUCAUAAUGGUUCUCCUUUGGGUACAAGAAUUCAUGUGCCUAUUCCUCAUAUUUUAAGAACAAGAUUAAAAGAAAAGACUUUUUCAAAGGGAGCUGAUUAUACUAAAUUAUUGUCUAUUGCUACGAGAUUCGUUUAA
This is a messenger RNA of Planococcus citri (citrus mealybug), 468 nucleotides long. RefSeq names its product large ribosomal subunit protein uL14m-like. Gene Ontology annotation, molecular function: structural constituent of ribosome. NCBI's taxonomy places the organism in Eukaryota, Metazoa, Arthropoda, Insecta, Hemiptera, Pseudococcidae. The record is from RefSeq and is a predicted model, not a curated record. The transcript has 3 exons. Gene Ontology annotation, biological process: translation. Gene Ontology annotation, cellular component: mitochondrion; ribosome. Bases 1 to 468 code for a protein of 155 amino acids.